This is a messenger RNA of Opisthorchis viverrini, 603 nucleotides long. RefSeq lists its product as hypothetical. The transcript has 2 exons. The coding region runs from base 1 to 603 and encodes 200 amino acids. The record is from RefSeq and is a predicted model, not a curated record. Lineage: Eukaryota; Metazoa; Platyhelminthes; Trematoda; Opisthorchiida; Opisthorchiidae.
AUGGCGCCCGUUGCUAACUACGGAACCGUGCUGCCUAUCGGGUCAUCCUCGAGUUCACAGAGGUUAGAAGAGCGAAUACGAACACGGGUCAAACGUGAAAAAUUACAUUUAUCCAAGACCCAAAGCGCGAAUUUACUAACCGGAAGGUCCGUAGUUCGAACCCGACCUCUGCCUCUCGACUUCCCCUGUCCAGGAUUGGGCAACCUGUCAGUAUCCCAGCCUCCUUCGGGUGGCGUGACAGCUAGGCACCGGAAGGGUGCUACGGCUGGACGAUAUCAUUAUGCUGGACGUGGAGAUGGUGUUGGGACCCUCAGCUUGAAAAAUUAUGGAGCAGAUGGGCUUUGCUCGAACUUAUUGCAACAUCCACACAAGUCUCAAUGCAUCGUCAUUUUGUUUUCACGUAAGGGGGACUGGAAACAGGAGAAUUGCAGAUCCUCACCCAGCUGCAUUAAGUAUUUCGGCAUCCUUACCUGCCUAAGUAGUACGCCGAAAUGUGCAGGCAGUUGCAUUCAGUCGUGGUUGAAAGUUGAGGGCAAGCGGAAAUCAGCACAUGUUGAGCCAUUCCAUGCAGCCACGGAAGACCCACCAGUUGAGAUGCUGUAG